AUGCAAAAUGAUGAGAUGAUAUGGCAGGUGAUCAAUCACCAAUUUUGUUCCUACAAGGCAAUCAUUGGCAAGGCAAAGUCUGAUAAGACAACCUUCUGCUCACAUCCCUACUCUGUCACUGGACUCUGUAAUCGUACCAGUUGUCCAUUGGCCAAUUCCUUGUAUGCCACCUUGCGAGAAGAAAAUGGCAAAGUCUUUCUCUGCAUGAAGACGGUGGAGAGAGCACACUCACCGAAAAACUUGUGGGAAAAAGUCCUAUUGAGCCGGAAUUACUCGAAAGCACUAGCACAAAUUGACGAACAUUUGCAAUUCUUCCCCAAAGUUCUUGUGCAUAGAAACAAGCAACGACUGACCAAAAUUCACCAAUACCUGUUGCGCAUGCGCAAACUGAAGCUGAAGGAGCUAUCAGGCCGCAAGGCCAAGAUUGUGCAGGCACCAACCCGAAAGGUUGCUCAACGAGAAGCCCGACGAGAACAAAAGGCGUUGGUGGCUGCCAAGAUUACCCAGAAGGUCGAACAAGAAUUGGUCGACCGAUUGGCCAAGGGAACCUAUGGGGACUUGUACAAUUUCCCUGAGACAGCAUACAAUAAGGCACUCGAACAAAGAGAGGGAGAAGAAGAGGAAGAAGAAGAAACUGAGAGCGAAAGCGAAGAAGAGGAAAGCAUCACCGAGUACGUUGAAGAUUUGGAAUCCGAAGAAGAAGAAAUGGAAGAGGAUAUGGAGGAUAUGGAAUACAUGGGAGACGGUAAAUGGGGCAAGAACAUGGAUGACUCUGACGAUAGUGAUGGAGACGACGAUGAUGACGAUGACGAAUCCAAUGAUGAAUCUCCACGAAAACGACGAAAGAAGAAGUCACCAAGGAAAGGAUCACGGGUGGAGAUUGAAUACGAAGAAGAGAAUGAGGAUGAAGAAGAGAGAUUACAAGAAGCUGGCAUGGCUUGGUAA
This is a messenger RNA of Cylindrotheca closterium, 945 nucleotides long. NCBI's taxonomy places the organism in Eukaryota, Bacillariophyta, Bacillariophyceae, Bacillariales, Bacillariaceae. The record is from the annotation of a GenBank genome assembly.